AUGGUGUCCAAGCAGACAUACAGAAGACAUGCUUCCGCUGAUCUCAUUGAAAAGUUUAAAAGAGAUUAUCUUUUGCCUUCUACACAAACACUACAUGAGCUGAAUGACAAUGACAUGGAGAUUGAUGCCAAGAACAAUGAAGGCAAUGAGCAAAUUGAAUCUACAGAAGAUCUACCUGAUUUUACCGAAGAUUUGUUGUUCAAUGGUGAAAGUGACAGUGAUGAUGACAGCAUUGAGUCAGACACUCAGGACACUCUCAAUGCUUUGGAUGAUUUGGACGAUUCUGAAGAUAUCGAAGAUUAG
This is a messenger RNA of Phycomyces blakesleeanus NRRL 1555(-), 303 nucleotides long. RefSeq lists its product as hypothetical. The transcript has 3 exons. The record is from RefSeq and is a predicted model, not a curated record. The coding region runs from base 1 to 303 and encodes 100 amino acids. Lineage: Eukaryota; Fungi; Mucoromycota; Mucoromycetes; Mucorales; Phycomycetaceae.